AUGGCGUGGAAUUCAAGAUUCCUGAUCUUCCUUGCCUUUUUGUAUCUCAUGAACUUCGCUAUUGCUAAAAAGCAAUGCAAGACAGAAGUUAGCAUACCUGGUACGGCUCUCAAAGGACAUGUCUUUAAGAAGGUCCCAGUAACAGCUCCUCAUGUGUGCGAUAUCACCUGCGAGAGGGAAAAGAUAUGUCAAAGCUACAAUUAUGUAAUUGGGGAAAAGUCCUGUGAAUUAAACACCCGAACCAAGGAAGCAAGGCCCGAGAAUUUCCAGCCAGAUGAUUUACGCUUUUACAUGGGACGCGUUAGUGGUAGAACCCCCUUAGGAUCUAUUCCUGAAUUACCAGCGUUAUCUUGCCAAGAGAUAAAAUUAAGUGAAGGUGAAGACAGUAUCAGUAAAAAGUACUGGUUGGAUCCAGCUAAUGUCGAGAGUUCAAAGUUGGUUUAUUGUGACAUGAUUUUGGGAGACAUCGAUGAAUGCAAAGGCAGCAAUAAAGUUUGUGACGAAAAUGCAAACUGCUCCAAUACUGUUGGGUUUUAUAAUUGCACCUGCAAUGAAGGAUUUACUGGGGAUGGACAUUCGUGCUCAGCUGAUCCUUGCUAUCAUUAUGAAAACCUGAGUGAAGCCGAUAGAAAGAUAAAUUACAGUACACCUCACGGUUCAGAGUUAUGUGACAGAAAACUCCUCGAGGGAUGGUAUCGUUUUGUGGGAGCUGCAGGAACAAAAAUGCCAACAACGCGCGUGCCAGCAAACAGUUGUGGUACAAGCCGGUCAGGCUGGUUGAAAGGUGCUCAUCCUACAGUGGAAGAUGGUGAAGUUCAAAGGACGGUCUGCUUUAGUGAUCGCUCUACUGGUUGCCAACAGUCAAUAAAUAUUUUUGUAAAAAACUGUGGAUCUUACUUCAUCUACAAACUUUUCCCACCUCGUAGUUUUUUCUCACGCUACUGUGGUACAGACUGA
Molecule: messenger RNA, 957 nt
Organism: Pocillopora verrucosa
Lineage: Eukaryota; Metazoa; Cnidaria; Anthozoa; Scleractinia; Pocilloporidae
Source: RefSeq, a predicted model, not a curated record